Molecule: messenger RNA, 1144 nt
Organism: Oppiella nova
Lineage: Eukaryota; Metazoa; Arthropoda; Arachnida; Sarcoptiformes; Oppiidae
Source: the annotation of a GenBank genome assembly
CACUUAAUAACUAGUAAAUAUCAUAAAUGUCAAAACAGUGGAUACUUUCCACAGACUGGACUCUGAAACGCAUGAAUCACUUGAAAAACAAACUUAAUAUUGAUUUCACAUUUUAAUUCAGUUUUACUAUUUGUUCGCUAUAUAUACGCCACACACAGUGUAUACCCCGGGUAUAUACAUGUAUAUAAAGUCCGUACACUUAACAGUGAAACGCAUACUAACCGUAAACACGGCGCUCAACGCUAUACGCUAUAAAUCGGUGCAAACUAUACGACCACUCAUUGUCUCCCAUAAUAAGCCAUUCAUUGAUAAAACUCCGCAAAACUUGCUAUUAAUUGGUCUGAAGUCGCGAACUAUGGCUACAAAUGAUCCGAAAACAGCCAAAACUCUGUACGAGUUCACCGCCAAAGACAUCGACGGCAAUGAGGUAUCACUGGACAAAUACAAGGACCACCCGGUGCUGGUGGUGAACGUGGCGUCCAAUUGCGCACAGGUAUCACUGGACAAAUACAAGGACCACCCGGUGCUGGUGGUGAACGUGGCGUCCAAUUGCGGUCUAACCAAAAACAACUACAAACAGCUGAACGAGAUGUACGGCAAGUACGAGGGGCAGGGCCUACGCAUACUGGCGUUCCCCUCGAACCAGUUCAACGGUCAGGAACCGGGAUGUGAUAUCGACAUCAAAGAGUUCGCUAAGAAAAAUGACGUCAAGUUUGAUAUGAUGUCCAAAAUCGAUGUCAACGGUAACAGCGCCCACCCUCUAUACCAAUGGCUGAAGAACCAGAAGGGAGGCCUACUUGGCUUCGACGCCAUUAAAUGGAAUUUCACGAAGUUUUUGAUCGACAAAAACGGCGUUCCCAUCAAACGGUUCGGCCCGACCACUGAGCCCAAGGACUUGGAAAAAGACGUCAAGGCUCAGCUGUAAGCUACUUGUCCUCCCGACCCGCCAAAGACCUCCCGUUCCCCUCCCAUUUCAACUUAUUAAUUGGUGGACAGACACCUAUAGUCUAGUAUAUAUAUACGGUAUGUCGUGCUAUAGUAGACACGGAAACGAAUUUUAAACUAUUAAUUGAUUUGUUAAAUAAAUACUUAUUUAUAUUAACAAUGAGUUUAUAAUAACUUAGGUUUUGAUUUUGUAUGCAAU